AUGGCACCUACAUCGAUCACUAAGAUCGAUAUUCCCGACCUCAUCUUCUCCUCUCUCGAACUCGAUUCUCGGUCCUCCAAGCCCAGUGAGCUGUUAGACUCGCCUAUGGUUAAGCGAAGUGCAUCUGAUUUUGGACUGGACAAUCCCCUCCUCCCACGCAAUGAUGAUGCAUCUCCAAUACUCUCGCCUAUGGACACUUUCAGAGUUCUCACUGCAAGAGACACUCAGCCAACAAAGGAGACGAACCCAGGUGCGGGCUCUGUUGAUCCUAACGACAUCAAUAUGAAAGGCAUCCAAGCCGUUUUCGCCUUAAUUGGUGUUGCUUUCGUCGUUGGAAUCAUCUGGUUCUUUUUCUGGGCGAAGAACGGUGGAUUCAAGUUUCAAAAGGGAGACUGGGAUGAGUACAAAUCCACUGUCUUGCGUCGAAAAGGGCCCAAUGGUACCACUCUCAGUAACGCAACCAAGAGCACGGCACUUGGUGGUGGCAGUGUGGUCGGAGAUGGAUAUUCCGACAAAGACGACCUCGCCACGGUGGAUGGUACCGUGAUCGACGGCAUGACCGAAACAAUGACAGAUCUUUCCUCCGAAGCUCCUAUCAUUCAAGAGAAGCGGUCAAGAAAGCUCAAGAAAGAAACUGCCAAAGAGCGAAAGGUACGAGAAGCUAACGAAGCCACCUGGGAGGGAGGUCAUGAUGACGAUGUCCGUGCCUACCGACAUGAGAGGCCAGCCCGUGUCGGCGGUCUCAAUAAGGAUUCUGAUGGUCAAUAUUAUGGCACUGAUUACACAGAGUCCGAUCGUACAGGCAGCGAAACCAACAGCAACAGCUAUGCUCCCCCACCUCCACGCCAUUCUUCGCCCGAGAAACGCCAAAAUCGCCGUGAUUUCUCUUUUGGCGAAGAGACUUUCGGUGUGCGAUCACCGCCUACUGCCGCCGCCGCCGAAACCACAACCUCAGCCCGCCCACCUCGCUAUCAUUCCCCCAAUAAGAACACCAGCCCUCAGCGACCAAUUAGAACUGUGCCCGGUGCCUUCAACGAGCCAUUGGACUUUGACGUUCAGAGUCAGAACACAAAGAGCUAUCACCACCCUCUUCCUGGACUGAGCGGUCAGAAUAAGAACGGCGGUGGCUAUCGACGUGAUAGGCGCGACAGUCUCGAUGACUGA
This is a messenger RNA of Exophiala aquamarina CBS 119918, 1164 nucleotides long. RefSeq lists its product as uncharacterized. The transcript has a single exon. Lineage: Eukaryota; Fungi; Ascomycota; Eurotiomycetes; Chaetothyriales; Herpotrichiellaceae. The record is from RefSeq and is a predicted model, not a curated record. Bases 1 to 1164 code for a protein of 387 amino acids.